AUGGGGUACAGCAUGUUUGGUAUGGACUUGGCCAGGACUACCACAGUGACUGAUGAAUCAAGGGAGGAAAAACCAAUCUGCGAUAACAAAGAAUACUGUAUCACUCUCAGUGAAAAAAUCAUAACAGCAGAGGCUGGACUCUGUGUUGUGAUACCGUGCUCUUUCAAUACUUCUGCUGACUUCACUGUCAAAAACAUAAUUUGGUCCAAAUGUGAUGGAAGUGAAUCAAACUGUGAAACCAACAAAAAGCAGACAGAACAGGUGUCACUGUUGGAGCCUGACCCGAGUAAGAAGAAUUGCAGCAUCAUCAUCAAUAACCUCACUAAGUCAGACUCUGAAUCAUAUCAACUCACAGUUAAUGGUCUGGGUGAAAAGGAGAGUGGAUGCACCUUCACUCGUAAAGCAACUAUUUCUGUUACAGAUCUGAGUCAGAAGCCCACAGUGAUGGUUCCUCUACUGACAGAAGGACAGAAGGCCACACUGACCUGCACUGCUCCUGGUCUCUGCUCUGGAUCAGCUCCUACAAUCACCUGGAUGUGGAGAGGAAGAGGAGAGGACACCACUGAAAUAACAGGAAACCUAACAGAGAGAAAAACUGAGAAUCUAACUGCUGUCACUCAGAGACACAGCUCAACUUUGACCUUUAAUGCUUCAGCUGAACACCACAGCACCCAGGUCACCUGUAAGGUCGGCUUCACAGGUGUCAAGACUACAGAGGAGACGGUGACUCUGAAUGUGACCUAUAUCAAAAUAACUGGGAACACAACUGUGAAGGAAGGCGAUGCACUGAAUUUGACCUGCAGUGGUUACUCUUCAUCUGACAUCACAUGGACUGAGCCUGGCUCCAAGAAAAGUCAUGAAGCAACCAACACUGGAACGUCAACUCUUUUUCUCAGUAACAUGAGGUCAGAUCACGCUGGGCGGUACAUCUGUACAGCGAAACAUCUGAACACAACUCUGACCACAUAUGCUGACGUAACUGUGACUUGGUAUCGAAACAUAUCAAAUAAUUCAGGCUGUGAGAAGUCCAGUCAGUCGAAUGUUAUGACCUGUGUGUGUAUCAGUCAGGGGGUUCCCUUACCCACCAUCAAAUGGCCACUGUUGGAGAGCCACCCUGAGUACUCUGUCACUACCACUGUGUUGAAUCACACAGUCAACAGCACCAUCACCCUGCCUGUAACAGACCACAGAAACACUGUUGUUGAGUGUGUCAGCAGUUAUGGAAAUGUAGAGGAAAAAAUAACAACAACACAGAGCAUCAAGAUCCGUUCUUCUCGAUUCUACUCAGGAGAUUGUUAG
Messenger RNA from Scomber japonicus (chub mackerel), 1299 nucleotides. Its product is annotated as sialic acid-binding Ig-like lectin 6. The transcript has 7 exons. The record is from RefSeq and is a predicted model, not a curated record. Bases 1 to 1299 code for a protein of 432 amino acids. Lineage: Eukaryota; Metazoa; Chordata; Actinopteri; Scombriformes; Scombridae.